Messenger RNA from Gamsiella multidivaricata, 2111 nucleotides. RefSeq lists its product as uncharacterized. Gene Ontology annotation, molecular function: guanyl-nucleotide exchange factor activity. Lineage: Eukaryota; Fungi; Mortierellomycota; Mortierellomycetes; Mortierellales; Mortierellaceae. Gene Ontology annotation, cellular component: Golgi to plasma membrane transport vesicle; cell tip. Gene Ontology annotation, biological process: exocytosis. The record is from RefSeq and is a predicted model, not a curated record. The transcript has a single exon. The coding region runs from base 225 to 2039 and encodes 604 amino acids.
CAAACCUGAACGACAUUCAAUCCUUUCUUUCUUGCUCACUGCACAUCUCAACGAAGCACAACCUGCAUGGGCCCGUCUGUUGAUCGACCCCCACCAAACUGACCAGCACAGAACGCUGACAUAUCCGCUGACAUAUCCGCUGAUAUAUCGAUUGACCUGGCAGGACCCGACUGAUUCCAACAACGCUACCAUCCUCUCAUUUCACCUUCAUUGAACACACGGACAUGGACCAGGACAACUCUGACAAUUCUGACAAGGCUGUGGCUAUUGCUACCACUACCUCCGCUACCAACGGCUCUAUAAUAAUCGCACCCGCCACUGAUACAGCCGGCAGUAACAACGACACGACGAAUGGCGCUGAUACGGAAGAAGUAUGCCCCUGUCGUAAAGUGACCAAUACGUUUGCGGAUCGUACAUGUGGUAUCUGCCAACGCGUCAUCCCUGCGUUGGAGAGCGCCGAAUUAGAACACAGGCGAUUGUACAAGGAAUUGGAGCAAGCUAAGAAGGAGAUGGAUUUACGCCAGAAGCGUGCCGAGGCCGAGAUCGCAGAAACACAGACGUUGCGCAAAAAGGUACAAGGGCUUGAGAUGACACUCACCACCAAAGUGGAGGAGUACUCGAACGUACAGCGGGAUCUCUCUGUCUUGAACGAUAAAUACGUGGACGAAAUCGAGAAGGUGGCCGAGAUGCAGCACGCCAAGGAGAUGGUUGAGAAUGAGCUGGAGGAGCUGAGUCGCACGCUUUUUGAGGAAGCCAACGGCAUGGUCGCGUCCGAAGCCAGAGCACGACACCAGCUUGAGCUCACCCGGAAACACCUCGAGCUCGAAUUGAAGGACGCUCGGGAGCGACUCGCAGCGGAGACAUCCCAACUCAAGGAACUCAAGUCCAAGAUGGAAGCCAUGAUAGACUCCCAGCCACAAAGCAAGCGCUCCUCGACUAAUCCCUCAGAUCGUGGAAGCGUUGACCUCGCCCAGCUCUUUGGAAUGAGCAAGAUGUCGGAGUCAGUGCCCAUGUCGCAGGAGCCGGAGACAGCGAUCGCAAUUGACGGCCAGCUAAUUCAGGAGUUCAAAGAGUUCGUGACGCAGAGCGCAACAGUCCGCCUGGUCAAGAUCCACACCAUCCCAUUUAUGCGGCACUGUCAGGACGAGGACGUGGAGCCGUGCUUACGAUUUGGAAAUAACCCCAGGAUUUCAGCCAGGAAGCUAACGGAAGGCAUCUGCUCCAACACAUGCUACAUUGAAGAGGCGACAGCUGAACAAGUCAAGGAAUAUGAGCGCAUGAUCCAGGCAGCCCAACAACCUCCCUCACCGGCACGCAACUCGGUCUCCAAUAAGAAUAUGCUAUGGGAAAGGCUCCAGACACAGUAUGCCAUGUACCAGGCACCCAAGGGAGGAUGCCAGACCUGUGGGCGCUCAGGACCAUUAACCCAUCGGUACCGCAUUGCGACUUUGGAUGAAUGGUCGUUUAUUGAUCGGUUCUGUCGAGAUCGACUCGUCGCAGUCUGUGAAUUCUACAUUUUUGUGCGCAAUAUCCGCGCUGGGCUGUAUUCGAGUCGUGCGAUCGAGGAUCUGUACUCAGAAAGCCUUCGCCUUCGGCUCCAAAUGUUCUAUGCCCGCUCAGGAGUGCUGCCAAUUAUGCUUUCAGAGCUCGGUGUGGUUUCACAGUCGAUUGGAAAUAUGGGUCCUGCGGGAGAAUGGCCAGAAGGGAUUCAUCCACGAGGUGAGGGCAGCGAUGGAGGAUCCAUUAUCUCUAUCACACCAGCCACCACACCAAAAAGCGAACGCGCCGAAAUCCUGUUCCGGCCACAAUCCGCUGGAGCCAUGUACGAGAGUGCAUCACGCAAGGGUUCUGAGGACAAGGCAAGGGGAACGAGUGCCAGUGGAAUAACAGAAGCAGUGGGAACUAUUGUGGAAGAGUCGCCGGAGGAGGAAACAGUCGAGGCGACGGUCCCAACAAGUGUUUCGAUUACGACCUUGGCUUCGGCUGGACCAGAGUCAACAACGCCUUCGACUCCUGACCAGAACAUGCUUUCAGCUUAGACAUGGAUCGUUUUACACACAGAUCGGAGAUAGUAUGGCUAUUGCCCAAAAAAAAAAAAAAAAAAAAAAAAA